GCACCAGUGCUCUUACGCCCUUUUCACCCGACCAACACGCAACGCACCUCACUAGCGACCAGACCAACAGGCAACACACUUCACUAGCGACCAGACCAACAGGCAACGCAACUCACUAGUGACCAGACCAACACACAACACACCUCACUAGCGACCAGACCAACACACAACACACCUCACUAGCGACCAGCCCAACACACAACACAACUCACUAGCGACCAGACCAACACACACCGCAUCUCACCAGCUCUGCGACCACAGACCACCUCAUCUGAGGUUUUUGAAGAACACACAACACUUCACGCCAGCUCUGUCAACAACAGGGACGACAUCUGACCAGAUUCUCACAGAAAUGGGUCUGCGCAGUUCUCAGCCUCAGCUCUACCCGGGAGACAUCGUGGAGUUUCCCCGGAAUAAGCACAUCUCACACUUUGGAGUAUAUUACGGAGAGAGAGACGGAGUUCCCUACGUGGCUCAUCUGACCUCACGGGACUCGGAGGCUCGGCUGCUCCUGUUCGGCCGGGCGCUGAAGUCUGCGGUGAAGGUGGAGCCGGUCGACCUCGUGGGGAAACAUUACAGAGUCAGCAACUACCUGGACGACACACACACCCCGCGCGACUUCUACACCCUGGUGAAGCCCGAGAUCGACGAGGCCGUGGGGAAGGCCUGCACCUACGACAUCCUGUUCCACAACUGUGAGCACCAGGCCACCCUGUUCCGCUACGGCCUGAAGAAGUCUGUACAGAUUGAAAAAAUCUAUGGCCGGAUUUACCCAACUUGGAAAGAUCUCUUUGAGACGAAGAAACUGUGAACAGCAGUGAUGGAAGGUCUUUAACCGUACAACUAUGGUGCAGAGGUGACUGCGCUUUUGUGCUCUUUGUGUCAAAAUAUGUUAUUACUGUGAUGCACUAUUGAUAUUAGUCAGCUAUAUUGUACAGCUUUGGAAAUUCAGCUUUCAUAAAUGCAUUCAUAUUUCUGACUGUGUUAUAGAUUCCGAAAUAAAUUACUCCUGAGCAGCUAUGGGUUUUGUCAGCCCAGCUGCCAAAUUCACAUUCCCAUAGCUGAUCUGGGUAACAGGAAGCAGCACUGCAUUGUGGGGCUAUAUUUACACAGGGACAUGUAUAUAUAGCUAGACCGGACAGGACAACCUGAGCAGUGAAAUAACCACAACUGUACUGUGCCAAAAAUAAAACUUUGUUUCUGGAAUGCCGAUACAUUUCUUCUCCAGUUUCUGCAUUUCGAGUUUGUGUGUCUUUUUCUGGAUUCCUCUCUAUAGUUCUGGAGGAGUCAUUCCUGUUAGCGGCAGUCGGAGAAUGGCAUGUUCUCUGAUGCGUUUCUGUAUCUUUUGUGUUUUUGAACGCGUUUACCUUCUUCAGUCAUACGUUUGCCCUUGUUCAUUCCUUCUUUCAUUCGUUCAUUUAUUUCUUUAAUUUAGUUGUGAAAUGCACUGAUUCAUGUCCAUGUGCUCUUUUGGCAGAUAAUUCAGUUACAUAAAUAAAAAUGAGCUAAUUCUC
Conger conger (European conger) is the source of this 1514-nucleotide messenger RNA. RefSeq names its product phospholipase A and acyltransferase 1-like (gene plaat1l). Gene Ontology annotation, cellular component: cytoplasm. The record is from RefSeq and is a predicted model, not a curated record. Gene Ontology annotation, molecular function: glycerophospholipid phospholipase A1 activity; A2-type glycerophospholipase activity. NCBI's taxonomy places the organism in Eukaryota, Metazoa, Chordata, Actinopteri, Anguilliformes, Congridae. The transcript is spliced from 4 exons. Bases 353 to 811 code for a protein of 152 amino acids. Gene Ontology annotation, biological process: N-acylphosphatidylethanolamine metabolic process.